AACGGGGUGGGAAACGCGCCCGGAGCGCCUCGCCCGGCCUGCGUAGGAGCGGAGAAGGGGCAGCGGGGCCACCCCGCGCAUUGGGUUUGCGCCCAUUGAAAGGCUGAGUCUGAAAUGCGAGUUUUAGCGGAGUUAGCAGCUGUCCUAAUUCCCUUGCCUUCCCAUACCUAUGCAGUAAUUCACCUGGCUCUUUGCAAGACAUCUGAUACUGCACCAGGAAAAUACUCUUUCUUGUAACGAUACCAUAAAAUCUGGCUGUAAUAAAUUAAGCUUUUUUAAAAGUGUUAUUCCUGAAAAUGGAUUUUCGAUUUAAUUUUGCUGUUGAUGAACAUGAGAACAGUGAGGCAGAUGCUCACUUCUUGGUGCUGUGCUCUCCACAACACAAGCAGGAAUCCACAGAAAAGAGCAGGAAAACGGCUGAUCCUGCAGCAGACUCCAGCCCUAAGCUGGGUACUGAUAAGCACCAGAAUGAGACAACUUCAAAGAAAAAGCUCUGUGUGAAAGCUGCCAAGGAGCAUAGUAUUCCCGAAGAUCUCAACAAAGUAUUGGAAAAUAAAGUCAUGGAAACAGUAUUGGACCUGUCUUACGUAAAGUUGUCUGUAUUGGAAAUUAUGUGUUCGGGUGACACCGACAGAGAAGGCAUCGUGUCCAAAAGUGUUUCUUCUCACUCUGAUCUCAUCCCAGGAGUCUAUGAAGGAGGACUGAAAAUCUGGGAAUGUACCUUUGAUCUCAUGGAGUACUUUUCUGAGGCUGAAAUAGAAUUUACCAACAAGACUGUAUUGGAUCUUGGCUGUGGGGCUGGAUUGCUGGGAAUUGUUGCUUUAAGGGGUAAAGCUGACAGAGUCCAUUUUCAGGACUACAACAGCACAGUGAUUGAUGAAAUAACCUUGCCUAAUGUGGUGGCCAACUGUAUUAAUGAAGGCAGGAGGAUGGGCAGUGGGAAGGACAGAAAAGCCAGCAAGACUCCUUCAAAGAGAGCCAGAAAAGCAGAGGGCUCACCUAACGUGCUCAACAGAUGCAGAUUUUUUUCUGGAGAGUGGUCUCAAGUCAGCCAGCUCCUGUUAAGCAGCAACAAACCCUUUUCAAAGUAUGACAUCAUUCUCACCUCUGAGACCAUCUAUAAUCCUGACUACUACAGUGCUCUGCAUGAUACACUAGCUGAGCUCUUGGAUAAAAAUGGCUGUGUGUAUUUGGCAAGCAAAGUGCAUUAUUUUGGAGUUGGUGGUGGUAUCUAUCUUUUUGAGAAAUUCAUUGAAAAGAAAAAUGUGUUUAGAACCAAUAUGGUUAAAACAAUUAAUCAGGGUCUGCAGCGAUGCAUUAUGGAAAUUGCUUUUAGAGAUUCCUGUUAAAAUUAAACUAAUCCUUCAAAAAUAACUCAAAAGUGUUUUAAUCCUCAUAUCUCUUUGCUUUUUCCUCUUGUUAUUCUGGUUUGACAAGUUAAGGAUGUUGGUUGUUGAAAUGUUUGACAAAUUCUGGUGUCUGACUAGAAGUGAGGGACUUUUCUGAUGUCAACUUUGCAUAGAGAUCUGCUUAAAGCAGCACCUUUUGAUGAUAACUAAUUGUAAUUUAUUUGUGUUUAAAGGUUAAGCAAGUAGUUGUCUCCAGCCAGACUUUCACAUUCUUUGUCAAGACCAGAACUGUACAGCACAGGAAUGACAUACAUCACAUGGGGAUGACACAGCAGUGACCAUGAUGUAUUGUAACUGAAUUAGAUACAGUUAGCAUCCAAAAUUAGUGCAAGAGGCUUUUCUCAAGGGUUGGGUGGUUUAACUGCAGCCGGAUUCAGGCAGGGAGCACACACCUCUGAGCUCUGCUGCUUUGCCAGCAGAGGGGGAUGUGAUUGUAGUUAUCACUUGUGUUCUACCCUGCUGGGGAUCUCAGAAGUCCAUGUAAUACUUCCAUGUGUAACGCACACAUGACUUUUUCAAGCCUUUUUAAAAGUGUAACACAAUACUUACUACUGUGGUCUGUGAAUUUUCACAUUCAGAUUCUGACAGAGGCUAAGAAAAUUUUGCCAAGGAAUUAGAAAAAGCCACACUGGUUUAAAAGCUAACUUCAAAGAAUAUUCUACCCAAAAAUAGGCUCCUUAUGCCAACUAACCAACAAGCCUACAAAUGAAAUACUGGAGGAUGAUAGAACUGAGCUUUAGGAGACAACUGGAAAAGGAGAUAAACUGUGCUAUUAAAUAGGACUUUAAUUAGAUUGCUGUACUGUUUUAACAAGAUUUUUCCAGAAAUUAACUGCCCCAUUUUCAAAACUUGCUGGGGGUACUACUGAACAUCCACACCUCUUCAGUCUUUUCACAGCAGUUUGGCAGGACAGAAAGCACUCAGAAAAGCCUGCAUACAAGGCACUUUCAUCAGCUGAAGAUAGUGAUGUUGCUGAAGAAAUUGCCUUACCAAAAACGCAAACAAACCUGAAGAACUACAAAACCUGGUCUUGAGUGCUGUCACCAGCAAUUCAAUGAAAGAAAGAAAAUCCACUGCAUGUUUUGUCUUAGCCAAAACCAGACAAGAAGCUAUUACACAGCUUAUGUCAUCAUGCACUGCUUUAUCAGGUACCCCUGCAGAAAUAGAAACUUGGAGACAGCGGCCACUGCAGUAAAUUGGAUGCAAGGAUACUCAGUGCAGAGCAGAAGGAACAGCAAUCUGAUGGGAUGGAAAGAAACUUAUUACAGCAGUGAUCUAAAUCACUUUAAUUAUGGCAUCAAGUUUCCAUCACUGAAGAUGCUGAAACCCCAAGGUUCCUAUUUUAAUCCUGCUGCUAUUAAGACAGAGUUGUAAAGGAUUUCCUGUACUUUACAGGAGAGCCUUAACUACUGUUUCAGACUAUUUUAAAGGGAUGCUUUGGAAACUACUGAACUUGCCCUUUCAUAGGGCAGGAGAGGGAGGAAAAAAGUCAGUUUUGCCAUGACCGUCACUGUGCUUUGGAAUUUUUCUGCACCAACUCUGAAACUUAUUGACAAUAACUGCUGACUACAGCCUGAGGAACAAAAAAAGUUUUUGCUUUGGCAGAUCAAGAAGGUACUGUUAACAGCUGGGGGUUUUUUUUUGUCAAAGCAGAAAAGCUGGAAACAAAUGGAUUACCAUUUGUCAUUUUUCAAACUCAGUCAUAAGACAAAUUAUGGUUUGCACAGAAUAGGUUGUUCUACACCUGCUAGGUCUAGUGCAGUUUCAGAGAACCAUACCUGAAGUAAUAAGAAACACUGGCCACUAUGACAAAGAAUAUGGUUAAGAACAAGAAUCUAAUUUACUUUUUGAUGAAUAAAUGAAGGUGCUUACAAUAUUCAACUAUAAUAUUUCCUCUUGAUAAUAUUCCACUAUUAAACUCACUGUCUUUGGUUUAAUUACUAUGUCUUCACUCAGUAUUUUGCUCAAACAUAGCUGAAUUUGUGCAAAUACCAAAUCAGAAUAUUUAUGACUUCAAGGGAAGAAUGGCAGAGCCACGAUCUCAGUGUUUGCACACCUGCAAAACAGGUAACCCCACACAGUAUAAUUAGCCUCCCAUUUCAGAAUAUGAUGAGAAGAUGAAGGAUACUUUUUUCUCAGGUGAAAUCAGCAAAAUUAGCAUUGGGAUUUCUGUAUUCUAUGAGUUCUGUUCUUAGAAUUCAGCAGAUACAUGCUGAGAGGAAAGAGAAUUCAAUACUUAGGCUAUUGGUGUUUCAAAAACUUCAGAUAAUACUAAUUUCCCUAAUCUAUGUUAAGACUUUCUCGAACUGAGAAAUCCUCACCACCCUAGUGACCAGUGUCCUGCUUCUCUUCACAAACUGGAAGAGAAUAAAUUUUUCACUCCUUUCUAACACUUGUACAUAUUAGUUAAUGACCAGGGAAAUUAAAUUGUCCCAAAUGACAUUGCACUAAGUAACUGAAUUGGGAGGUCCCUCAGAGUAUUUUUUUGAUGACACAUUAAAAUCCUUCUAUGAAGAAGUAUAAGGUAGAGAUAAGCUGGUAACUCAAUUUUGAUCAGCUCACUCCAAAUCAUCACUUUUUUUCUCCCCUCAUGCCAUCACCUCACAUUUUGAAUGAGUCAUUACAAUAAGAAAUCCGGUCUAAAUUAUGUCUUUCCUGUAAGUAUUGUGGAGACAAAGAUUAAAAUCACUCAUUAAAUACCCCAGGAAACGAAA
Corvus hawaiiensis (hawaiian crow) is the source of this 4123-nucleotide messenger RNA. RefSeq names its product methyltransferase like 18 (gene METTL18). NCBI's taxonomy places the organism in Eukaryota, Metazoa, Chordata, Aves, Passeriformes, Corvidae. Gene Ontology annotation, biological process: peptidyl-histidine methylation, to form tele-methylhistidine. The record is from RefSeq and is a predicted model, not a curated record. The transcript has 2 exons. Gene Ontology annotation, molecular function: protein-L-histidine N-tele-methyltransferase activity. Bases 297 to 1349 code for a protein of 350 amino acids.